GAUGAAUCCAGAUCUAAUGUGCAAUUUAUACUCCUAAGGCUAAUAUUACAAUCCAUUCUAUUACUUACAACAAUAAUAGAUGCUAUAAUAUAGUAAUAUUUAUCCAUUCUAUGUCAUAAAGUGAUGUUUUAAUAGUUGACCCCUACCAUAUCGAUGCCCUCAUAUAAGUAUGAAACACAGUUCAUUUUGAAUAAUGGAACGACACACCAAUAGAUUGAAUCACCAAAUAUCACAAAUACUGCCCAAAAUACUCAUUCAACUGAAGUUGACUAUGGACUAGAAGAAAAGUGUGAAUUGGUUGAUGACGAGUCUCAAUCAAGAGUAAAUGGUAUGUAUUAUUCUUAAGUAUAGGACAUUGGACUAAACAAGAACAUUUAUUAUAUCUAGAAUUCGUUAAGAGUCAUGAGUCUAUUUUAAGGUCGAAGUAUGAUAAAAAGUCAAAAAAAAUAUUUAAAUUAAUGAGUCAGUUUAUCCCAACAAGAACAGCUACUCAAUGUCGAUCUCAUCAUUAGAAAUUUAAUCCCUUGGCAAAAGGUAAAAAGAAAAAUAGAUAAAUAAACAAACAAAUCCCAACUAUCAUCCAUCAAUGAAA
Messenger RNA from Paramecium pentaurelia, 592 nucleotides. The record is from the annotation of a GenBank genome assembly. NCBI's taxonomy places the organism in Eukaryota, Ciliophora, Oligohymenophorea, Peniculida, Parameciidae.